AGCAUGAUUAAUCCAAUAUUUUCUGUAGAUCCCUUUGGGAGAUCCAAGGCUGCCCAGUGGACGAGACAGCUGCCUCCCUAUGUUCCGUUCUGCUCCCACCUGUGGUUCUGGAAACAGCGCCUUCAUGUUCGGUGGUGUUCCCAAUGUGAGGCAGCAGAUCAACUCCCUGACAGCCUUCCUGGAUGUGGGUCAGCUGUACGGCUCUGAUGAAGGGUUUGCACGGGAACUUCUGGAUCUUUCCAACGACAACGGCUUCUUGCUGGUCAACGACCGCUUCCAGGACAACGGCCGAGACCUGCUGCCCUUCACUAAAGUGGCCAGCAACAUGUGCUCCACACGCAAUCACAUCCUCAACACCACGGGCCUGCCGGAAGUUCCAUGCUUUACUGCAGGUGAUGUUCGUGUGGACGAGAACAUUGCCCUCACCUCGCUGCACACAGUGUUUCUGAGGGAACACAAUCGCCUGGCCCGAGCCCUGCGCCUCCUCAACCCCCACUGGAGCAGUGAAACCCUUUACCAGGAAGCUCGCAAAAUCAUGGGGGCCUACCACCAGAUUAUAGUUAUUAGGGACUACCUGCAGCACAUCGUGGGUCCCGAAGCCAUGAAGAGGAAGCUCGGCCCGUAUCCAGGGUACGACUCCAGCAUUGACCCCAGCAUUGCUAAUGUUUUCGCCACCGCUGCUUACCGAUUCGCCCACGUCACCAUCCAGCCCCUCGUCUUCCGCAUGGAUGAAAACUUCCAGGACCACCCACAGUUUCCCAGUGUUCCUCUGUACGAGGCUUUCUUCACACCAUGGAGGGUCGUGUUUGAAGGUGGAAUCGACCCUCUGAUCCGUGGUCUGAUUAGCCGCCCAGCUAAGCUGAACCAGCAGAACCACAUGCUGGUGGAUGCUCUGAGAGAGAGACUAUUUGCCUUCACCAGCCAAAUCGCCAUGGACCUGGGAUCCCUCAACAUGCAGAGGAGCCGCGACCAUGCCCUGCCAGGUUAUAAUGCAUGGCGAAGGUUCUGCAACCUCACUGCUCCCCAGAACAAAGCUGAGUUGGCCGCAGUGUUAAAAAAUACCAAUCUAGCACAACGUCUAAUCAACCUUUAUGGACACCCUGCCAACAUUGACGCCUGGCUGGGGGGCGUGGCCGAACCUUUUGUCCCUGGAGGCCGAGUUGGACCUCUCUUCUCCUGCCUCAUUGCGACCCAGUUCCAGAAGAUCCGGCAAGGAGACAGGCUGUGGUGGGAGAAACCUGGAGUUUUCACCAGGACUCAGAGAGCCUCGUUAGCCUCCGUAUCUCUGACUCGCAUCAUCUGCGACAACACCGGCGUCAAAAGAGUUCCUGCCAAUCCGUUCCGCUUUUCGUCCAGCAAAAACUUCGUAGACUGCAACGACAUCCCGCAGAUAGACCUCACUCCCUGGAUCGAUGCUGAUCCAGAAUCGGAGCCUUUACCAGGACCAGCAGGACCUCGAGGACCUGCAGGAGAACAGGGUCCCCCAGGCCCACCAGGGAUAAGAGGCCCCGCUGGACCCGCCGGACCCCCCGGCCCCACUGCUAACACCACCACCACACCACGCUCCGCCUUCUCCAUGCGCCUUGGCACCACGCCAUCCUCCGCCCCCAGCAGGGUCAUCGUUUUCCAAGAGGUGAUCUAUAACGAGCUUAACGAGUACAGCCCCCAGAACGGCGAGUUCACCUGCAGAGUGCCCGGCGUCUACCAGUUCACCUUCUCUCUUACUGCUACCCGCAGCGUGGGCACCGUGACCCUGCAGCGCAGUGGCACCGCCGUCCUGACCACCCUGGCAUCUGUCCAGAACCCAGGCAGACUGGCGUACGGCGGGCAGACGGUGGUACGGCUGAACCGGGGAGACCGGGUCCAGCUGGAGGCCACUCUGGGCAGCAGAGGACUUACCUCUGAGAGCUACUUUAAUGGACAUCUGCUCUUCCCUUACUGAAGGGUCUCCAGUUUAAAUAAAGUUUUAAACAAACCAGAAUAUGUUUUAUAUUUCAGAUUGUUCACCUCUUAGUAGCACCUCUUGUUUAGAUAAUCAGUUUUGCACAUCUCUGCUGGAUUUUCUCAGUCAGCUUUAUGAGGUAGAGUCACCUGGAAUUCAGGCUUUCAGUUAACAGCUGUGCUGAACUCAUCAAGAGUUAAUUACUUGAAUUUCUUUGCUCUUAAUAAAGUGUUUGAGAGCAUCAGUUGUAAAGUUGUAAAGAGGUAGAGUUACAGGUAUGAGUAAUGUUCUAAUCCAGAUUAUGAGAAGCAAGGACUACUCAGAUAAGUAAAGAAAAAAAAUGACUAAAACAGUCAAUCUGAAAAAGAAGAAUUUCAAGAACUUCAAAGACCGUCAAAAACAUUAUAAUGGUGAAACUGGCUCUCAUUAGGACCACCCCAGAAGAGGAAAAGCAUAGUCUGGAUAAGUAUCAGUAUCAGUAUUCAUUUACAUGAAAUAAAAAUGUCAAAUGAGAAGGCGCUGUAUAUAUUUGAAACACAUCCCACAUAUAAAACAUAUAUACCCACGUAUUUAUUUUUUUGUUGUUUCUGGGACUGUUAAUCAGCAGUUACCACUGAUACCCCUGUACUGUUUGCUGCUUCUCCUACAAUAGAAGCAGUUUCUUUUGUGUUUGAUUUGUUGAAUAAAGUUAUCUAAAAGCAGUGUGUAAGACUGGUGGAGGAGAACAUGAUGCCAAGAUACAUGAAAACUGUGAUUAAAA
Astyanax mexicanus (Mexican tetra) is the source of this 2702-nucleotide messenger RNA. RefSeq names its product myeloperoxidase-like. Gene Ontology annotation, biological process: response to oxidative stress. Gene Ontology annotation, molecular function: peroxidase activity; protein binding; heme binding. Lineage: Eukaryota; Metazoa; Chordata; Actinopteri; Characiformes; Acestrorhamphidae. The record is from RefSeq and is a predicted model, not a curated record. The transcript has 8 exons. Bases 80 to 1942 code for a protein of 620 amino acids.